Molecule: messenger RNA, 507 nt
Organism: Trichophyton benhamiae CBS 112371
Lineage: Eukaryota; Fungi; Ascomycota; Eurotiomycetes; Onygenales; Arthrodermataceae
Exons: 2
Coding region: 1-507 (168 amino acids)
Cellular component (GO): cytosol
Molecular function (GO): GMP kinase activity
Source: RefSeq, a predicted model, not a curated record
AUGUCUGUUGUCUCUUCUCUUCCAGACGUCUUUGCUCUGGGUGUGUCCCACACAACUCAGAAAACACGAGCCAACGAAGUUGAAGGGAUAUACUACUUUUUCGUGCAACCAGAGCAAUUCACGUCUCUCAUCGCACAAAACGGCUUUGUGAAACACACCACUUUCAACGGCCAGAGUUACGGAAGCAGCAGACGGACUACCUCGGAUCUAGCAUGGAAAGAAUACAUCGUUAUACUUGAGAUAGACGUGAAGGGAGUCGAGCACAUAAAGGCUGACUCCAGUAUUGAUGUCCGGUAUGUGUUUAUCCGACCUCCCAGCCUUGAGGUGCUGGAGUGUCGGCUCAGGGAACAUGCGAUGGAGGAUGAGGCAGUGAUGCUCACGGGAGGUGUGGCGCAGGCGACUAUCGAGCUUGGGUAUGUUAAUAUUCCGGGGUUUUUCGAUAAGGUUAUGGUCAAUGAUGAUUUGAAUAUGGCGCACGAAGAGCUUGUCAGGUUUGCAUACUCGUAG